UCCACGAAAACCACAUUCUCCCAGCUUGGUUCGCAGCUCAACAAAGUUACAGGCUAUGAAGCGAUCGAGGCGCUCAAGCGAGAGAAUCGAAUAAACGCCACGCGUAAAGCCGCAAAACAGGCAAAAGUUGCAUACGAAGAAGCUGUUGUCCAACGCUCCAAUUCCCAGAGAGAGGUGAAUGAUCUCCUCUCAAGAAAAUCCACUUGGACGGACGGCGAUGUGGUUCGCUUCACAGCAAUUGUUCGGCAGGAUCACCUUUACGAACAGGAGGAAGCACGGGCAAAGGCGGGUGUAAACGAGAUGGAAGAUGCGGUAGAACGGGAAUUCAGCCAACUCAUGCGCAGCAUUCUUGCGCGCUACCACGAGGAGCAAGUUUGGUCUGACAAAAUCCGGAGUGCAUCGACCUAUGGCCAGCUGGCGGCUUUAGGCCUCAACUUGCUUGUUUUUGUGAUCGCAAUCGUGGCGGUUGAGCCUUGGAAGCGGCGAAGGCUGGCACAAACUUUCGAGAGAAAGGUUGAGGAGCUAAGCAAGGAGAAUGCUACAAGACUUGAGGUUAGCAUGGAGGCGAUCGAAAAGAGGCUUGCAGAACAGGAAUCCAUGCUGCGGACAUUUACGGAGAUAGUCUCCCAAAAGGCUGAG
Molecule: messenger RNA, 639 nt
Organism: Laccaria bicolor S238N-H82
Lineage: Eukaryota; Fungi; Basidiomycota; Agaricomycetes; Agaricales; Hydnangiaceae
Exons: 2
Biological process (GO): inner mitochondrial membrane organization
Cellular component (GO): mitochondrial inner membrane
Source: RefSeq, a predicted model, not a curated record